This is a messenger RNA of Diprion similis, 2199 nucleotides long. Its product is annotated as lipase 3-like. NCBI's taxonomy places the organism in Eukaryota, Metazoa, Arthropoda, Insecta, Hymenoptera, Diprionidae. The transcript is spliced from 13 exons. Gene Ontology annotation, biological process: lipid metabolic process. The record is from RefSeq and is a predicted model, not a curated record. The coding region runs from base 16 to 2082 and encodes 688 amino acids.
AUCAAACGCAUAUCGAUGCCACAGUUCAAUUCAAAGCACAAACAAGUGCUUAACGCUUUUAAGAAGCAGUUAAAAGUGACAACUGCUUCGAGCAGGAAGCGCAAAAUAAUGGUUUCCGUUAUUUUGGUGCUUGCCUUGGUCGCAAUUUUACUUGUCGGAAAUAUCACGGCAUGGAGCCUUAUCGAAGCUGAGAAUUACUUUGAAACCCCAAAAGCGAAUCGGAUUCAUCUGGACAUUCUGCCCGAGUAUAAAAUCGAAAAACACACUUUUCAAACUUCUGUGGGAUCAGCCAACGGUACCAGGGAAGAAACUCUUCUCUAUAGAAUUCCUGGGGGGCCGAAAUCCCCGCCUGAGAAUGGAAAGCAACCCAUGUACAUUCAGCAUGGGGUUCUAUGUGAUGCUGAUCACUGUGCCGUUAAUCAACCCCUGAUAGCGGUUGCGUACAUCUUGGUGGAUCAAAACUACGAUGUUUGGCUGGGCGAAAGCAAUACGACUAUUACCGGAAAUACUGUAUUAUCAGAGAAAUUGGAGACGGAACGUUUAGGAUCUGUUGCGGAUUACGUUUUGGAGCAAACGGAACAAGAGGAAAUUUCCGUCCUCGGAAAUUUCAAUAACACAAUCAAAAUAUUCGGAAUAACACGAAGUUACGACAAGAAGCCCGAGGAGAAUUCAAAAACUUCAAAUUGGUUCGAUAAAAUCCCCGGAGUCCAAACAGCGAAGAAAUGGUACCAGAAGGGUCGAAAUUAUUUGACAAACACCUACGAUAAAAUAAUCGGGGGAAUCGACUACCUUGGCAGGAAGCUGGACUACAUUGCCGACGAUUUGCGAAUUCGUGAAAUAACGGACAAAGUUCUCAACGCCUGGGGCAUCAAGCCAAGCAUGAUAGCACGCACUUUCAAGAUCGAAGAUUUUUCACGAAUGAUUGAUCAUCCCGACGUUCAUCUGUCAACGCCUGAGCUGAUCGAGAAGUACGGUUACCACUCAGAAACCCAUGAGGUGAAAACCGAGGACGGAUAUAUUCUGACUGUGCACCGUAUCACUGGAGGACCUAAACACCCUCCAGGUCCAGGAAAGCCGGUGGUGAUUCUUCAGCAUGGUAUCUUGUCAAGCUCUGCCGAUUGGAUAAUCAUGGGCCCAUCAAAGUCGCUGGGCUACAUUUUAUCUGACCUCGGCUACGACGUGUGGCUGGGUAAUUCCCGUGGAAACACAUACUCCAAAGCACACGAAAAAAUCUCACCCUCGGAUUCCAAGUUCUGGGAAUUUUCAUGGCAUGAAAUGGGCAUGUACGAUAUGCCGGCAGUUAUAGACCACGUUCUAGGAGUGACGAAGAAGGACGUCCUUUCCUACAUCGGUCACUCGCAGGGAGGCAGUCAGCUCCUAGUCAUGCUGUCAGAGAAGCCUGAGUACAAUUCCAAGAUAUCCUUCGCUGCUACUUUUGCACCAAUCGCCUACGUUGGUAACAUGCGAAGCCCAAUAGUGAGACCUUUCGCCCGAAUCAGCACUCCGCUUUACUACUUCCUACGACUGUUUGGCAUCACCAGCUUUCUGCCAACAAAUACAUUCCUCACGGAGAUCGGACGCGACGUAUGCGAGGCCAAGUCAAUUCUGCAGGUCGUUUGCAGUAACACUUUGUUUCUGGCGACUGGAUACGAUAUGAGUCAAGUGAACUCGACAAUGAUUCCAGUCAUUUUGGGCCACGUACCAGCAGGAGCCUCGACAAAGCAGUUUGUACACUUUGGUCAGCUGUACAAUUCUAAAAAGUUUCGCCAGUUCGACUAUUCGGUAUCCUUCAUUAACAAACAAAAGUAUAAUCAGGCUGAACCACCCGAGUACAAUUUACAGAACGUUCGGAUUCCAAUAGCCAUUUUUUAUGGAUCAAACGAUCUACUGGCGGAUUACAAGGACGUGGAGCGAUUAGUCAGUGAACUUCCAAACGUUGUAUUGAAGCACAAGGUGUCUCUGGAGAUGUUCAACCACAUUGAUUUCCUCUACGGUGUCGACGCACCCAACGUCGUCUAUCAACACGUCAUCAAAUAUUUAGACAUGAGUAAAAAGCUGGGAAACUCGAGGUCCCGUCAAUAGAAUAGGAAUAAAUGACAUUCAUUCAUGAAUAAACACGUAAAUACAACCGUUGACAAAAACAAGGAACUGUGUCCACAUGACAUAUCUUCUUACGCGGUGUUCGACACACAUGAUAUA